GUCAAACGCGAACCAAAUCAGUUCAAUCAGCUGUUUGUUUGUCAACAACAGCUGAGUCGAUGUUGAUUUUCGCUGUGAUUUUUUCCAAGCGCCGGUGGGCGUUUUGUUGAUGUUUUCAUCUGAAAGCCGUCGCAAUCGUGCGUCCAACCGUAGUCGAUAUGUGGAAAAACCUCCACCAAAUUCGAGCCUUCCGCAGCGGCAGCAAUGAUCGUUUUUCGUUUGUGACCACUCCGAUUUUCUACGUAAAUGCCGCACCACACAUCGGCCACCUCUAUUCUGCGAUAAUCGCAGACGCCAUACACCGUUUCAACGUUCUCACCAGUCCGGCGGCGUCUCACUUGGAGCCCCCAAUCUUUAGCACCGGCACGGACGAACAUGGCACAAAGAUUCAGCUGGCGGCCCAAGCGCACGCCGUCCCGGUGGCAACCUACUGCGGCCAAAUUUCCGACCAGUAUCGCAAGCUGUUCCGCAAUUUUGGCGUCGAUUACACGCGCUUCAUCCGCACAACGGAUCCGGACCACGUGUCGGCCGUCCAAUGCUUCUGGCAAGCUUUGGAACGCAGUGGAAGCGUGUACUCGGCCAACUAUGCCGGCUGGUACUGUGUGCCGGAUGAGACAUUCCUGACGGACAGUCAGUUGAAGGAAAACGACAGCGGAGUGAAGGUUUCCGUUGAGUCUGGCCACCCCGUUGAAUGGACAGAGGAAACGAACUAUAUGUUCAAGCUAAAUCGCCACCAGGACGAUGUUUUGUACUGGAUCAAACACUGUGAAGAUCGAAUCGUACCGCUGAAGUUCCGAAAGAUUUGUCUCGACUUCCUUCAGGAGCCGCUCCCGGAUAUCUCGAUUUCUCGUCCAAAAUCACGUGUUUCGUGGGGUGUCGAGGUUCCAUCUGACUCCACCCAGUCCGUGUACGUGUGGUUGGAUGCGUUGGUGAAUUAUUUAACCGUGACAGGCUUUCCUCACAUUGAGCACCAGCGAUGCUGGCCCCCUACCGUGCAGGUGCUAGGGAAGGACAUUCUGAAGUUCCACGGAAUAUAUUGGCCCGCAUUUUUGAUCGCUGCGCGAUUGGAGCCUCCGAAGCAGCUGCUCGUUCAUUCACACUGGACGGUGGACAACCAGAAGAUGUCCAAAAGCAAACUGAACGUGGUAGAUCCAAACGAGAGAGCUGCUCUUUAUACUCAUGAAGGGAUGCGAUACUUCCUGUUGAGAGAAGGUGUUGCACAUAGUGACGGAAAUUACAGCGAUACGAAAAUCAUUCGUAUUUUGAACGCGGAGCUAGCGGACACCCUGGGUAAUCUUCUAUCUCGAUGCUGUGGGAAAGCUCUCAACCCGGAAGCAGUAGUCCCCUCGUUCGAUCAAGAAACAUUCCAAGAGCUUAAAUCUUUGGAUACGACAAAACGAUUGCUGGACUUGUUGCAAGCGCUACCGGAGAAAUGUCACCUUCACUAUCGAGAGUAUAACUUCUACCUGGUCGUGGACAGCGUCAUUCAGUUGCUCCAUGCCGCGAACGGCUUCUUCGAAGGGACCACUCCCUGGACGCUGAAGAAAUCGGAGGACAAACCGAGGCUCCGAACUAUUCUUAACAUAACGAUGGAAGUUUUGCGCCAAGCGGGAAUUAUUUUGCAACCAAUCGUUCCCGUUAUGAGCGGACAACUUUUGGAUAAACUGAGUGUUCCCCGGAAGCGGAGGCUUUGGAGCGAUCUGAGGGUGAAUUUCGCCAUAACGGAGCGGUCUCUAAUGGGUUCGGAAGCGAUACUGUUCAGAAGGAUAGUGGCACCGAAAGAGGAGAAUGUCGUCAAGAAAGAACCCAAGAUGAAGAAGAUCAAACAAAAAAAUUAGAAAUUAUUGUACAAAGAGUUAACAAUAAAUUUAUUUGUACAAAAACGUAGGAGAAUAAUGUUAGAAAACUGGUUGAAUUAUCAACUAGGGGAAGACAGGGUAAGACCGCCCCCUAAGAAAACCAAAUUUCAGUUAAACGUCCUUUAGGAUUUCCCCUAUUUGUUGUGCUACAUUUAAUUGAGUAUAUGAUCAUUUACUACUGAAAAAAUGUGUAACUGUUGAUUGUAUAACUUUUUUUGGCGU
Molecule: messenger RNA, 2081 nt
Organism: Toxorhynchites rutilus septentrionalis
Lineage: Eukaryota; Metazoa; Arthropoda; Insecta; Diptera; Culicidae
Gene: MetRS-m
Product: methionine--tRNA ligase, mitochondrial
Exons: 4
Coding region: 159-1838 (559 amino acids)
Biological process (GO): methionyl-tRNA aminoacylation
Molecular function (GO): methionine-tRNA ligase activity; ATP binding
Source: RefSeq, a predicted model, not a curated record